GCUUCACUAUUGUCUCUUGGAUUGGGAAACGCGGUGCACUACUCCACCACGAUUUUACCUUUCUCCUAUAUCUUACAAGGGAAGGCCAGGCAAAAAUUUAUAUGUGAUUGUUUCAUCCUUUUUAAUAAAAAAAAUUAUUGCUUUGUAAGUUUUGACUUGACAGGUUCAAUUUCGGUUGUUUUUUUGACUUUGUUUACGUGUCGCUACGAAUCAAACGCUACUCAUGAGCAUCUUUAAUUAUUAACACCAUUGACUUUAAUACCUGAAUGUAUCCUAUCUGAGGUCUGCAAAUAUAUAUUACACAUGUCUACAUUUCGCAAAGUAUCUUGCUUUAAUCCAUCACACUGAUAUUGACUGGCCUUUUUUAAUCAUUUGAUUUUUCUACAUUUCUGAUCAAGUGUGUUACGAAUUUUGUGUAUAAUUUAAUUUAAACAUCAUGGACAGUUUUCCUUCAAAACCGCCUUCUCAGAAGCCUAAUCCUCCGCUUCAGAGAAAUAAUUACAAACUAAUAUACGACCCCGAGCUAGGCUUUAAAGAAUCAUUAGGAAAAAAACCAGUAUACCGGUUCAAUGGCGUUGCAAAACCUCCAUUGGUAGUUCGAGACCCGAGACACAAAAAUCCCCUCUAUUCGCGGGGGAUACCAAAAAGUGGGCGACCAUUUUUAAAAUCAUUGCAACAAGUCAGAUUCGAAUAUAACGAAGAUUCUUUAGGGCCUGAACCCCCUACUCAAAUAUUCGUCUAUAAUCUCUCUCCUCUUGUUACAGCAGACCAGCUUCGAUAUCACUUCAAAUCUUUCGGGGACAUAUCCCAAUUGGAUUUGCAAUUAAAUCCGUAUACUGGUACUUCAUUAGGCUUGUGCCGGAUUUCUUUUUCAAAACAUGAGUCAGUAUCGAAGGCUCAUUUGGCUGCUAAGCUUGCUGUCCAGCAAGCUAGUGGUCUCAAACUUUCCGGAAAGCAACUUAUGGUCGUUAUAGAUGAUGAUGGGUCGAAGUGUGAAGCUGCUCGCGACAAAGCGCUGCAAGUGAUUGAAGCCGAAUUUGCUGAAGAAUUAUACAAGCGAGAGCAACAAAUGAAAAAAGAAGAAAAAGAAAGAGAAGAAGAAAGAGAGAAAGAAAGGGAAAGAGAAAGAGAAAGAGAAAGAGAAGAGGAAAUGAAGGCUAUUCAUGAAACUUCAAAUGUGCCUCCGUGGAGACGAUCACAAAAGAACCAAAGUUAUAACAAACAGCAGAAUGGAAACUUUGAUUUUUCAAAUAAUAACUUAAAGACAAACGAUACUUCUGUUCCAAAAGAUAUCGAAAAUCUUAUAUAUAUUUUCAUCGACGAUAGAUUUGUUCCUCCCGAUCGCGUCUACUAUUCCGAUAUAAAACACCAUUUUCGAAAAUUUCGGUAUGAAGGUAUAUAUAUGAAUAGAGAUGGGUUUUAUAUUACUUUCAAUAGCUACCGCGAAGCUAGCAGUUGUUUUUGGACUCUCGACAAAACUUUCGUUCAAAAUUGUCGCAUAAAAUUGAAACUUCACGAUGCUCCUCAAUCGAAGAAGACGGAUCUGGCGCCUACUAAUAAGAAAAAAGAGUUACCGAAAGAGGAUGCUUGUACGACGGCGAUUUCUGUAAUCCUAAAAGACUUGGAAGAAGUAUUAGUACGAGACAUUAAAAACAAGAUUGCAGGACCAUGUAUUUUUCAGAUUUUGGAAUCAUUUCCAAAACCCGCACCUAUAAAAGAAGAAGAAAAAGGACCAAAAAUUUCGACUCUUGAGGUUCCUGAAUCACUGAAAACGGAAGCAAUAUCAACGUUGCCCCAUUUACCCAGAUUUAAAAAGCGAGCAGAUGCCCACAAAAUAAAACUGCCAACUGAGAGCAAAAUUAAAUCAAAAUUGCAAAGGAGACGAAGGAAAAAGAUUGAGGCCAGACCUUUGCAUUAUCAACUAAAUCAACAAACUUACGAUUCUUCUGAUUCCGAAUUUGAGCAAGAAGAGGCACUAGAUGAAGAAAAGGUUUUUGACGGUAAAUCUGAUGGCUUCAAGCCUAGUAAGGUUGAGGAAUCAACUCCCUUCCUCUCAGAAACAUCUGAGGAUGAAGAAUAUUUGGAAAAAUUUCAACGGACGCGCCCCAAGUCUCGUCUUCCUAGACGGAAAUCUGACAAGCUUGAUAUAGACUAUACCUCUUCUAGCGAAACUGAAUCGGAUGAAUUUGUUUCCCCUGCUGUUAUCUCAAAACCACCUUUUGAAAGAUACAAAAAGCAUGCUUUAGUGAAGGAACAGCAGGAUAUUUCCCUGCUAACGACUAAGCAUAAGGAGAAUGAGUUUAGUGAAGAUGGCGGUCUGUUUUAUGGUACGCUACCCUAUAAUUAUCCUGAGGAUGAUGUUUUGGUUGAUCUGGACGGAGUUCAAUAUUUGUUAAAAGACGAUCAAGAUCUUCAAUAUUUACGUGAAGCACUCGCUUCAGAGGAUGCCAAUGACAUUGGGGAUCCCAAUUAUUGGGCAUUUAGACGAAAAAUCUGUAAAUUCAGGAAUGGCGACGUUUCUGCUGAAGGUUCUCCUGUACUACCAGCUUCUGUUGGUUAUGAACGAAUCAAUUCAACUGGAUCUGCAAGAAGUGAGGGCUACUAUAUUAUACCCACUGCUGAAAAAUCCCAAUACUUACCUCUCCGUAAUCGCUCAACAGUGGAAGGUGCCAACCAAUCGACAAGUAGAGUUACCUCCAGAAUGCAUCGUGUUAAUAACCGUAGACUUGCAGCCGGGGUUGAAAAAUCAUUACUUCCAGCUGAAGCUGAUUUACUUCGUUUUAACGCAUUGAAAGCUCGUAAGAAACAACUCAACUUUGGUCCUAGUCGCAUUCAUACUCUCGGUCUCUUUGCGAUGGAAAAUAUUGACAAGAAUGACAUGGUUAUUGAAUAUGUGGGCGAAGUGAUUCGCCAGCGUAUUGCUGACAAUCGUGAAAAGAAUUACGUUCGGGAAGGUAUUGGUGACAGUUAUCUUUUCCGUAUUGACGAAGAUAUUAUCGUCGAUGCUACUAAAAAGGGAAAUAUUGCCAGGUUUAUUAACCAUUCUUGUGCUCCUAAUUGUAUUGCUCGAAUUAUUCGUGUAGAAGGAAAGAAAAAAAUUGUCAUUUAUGCUGAUAGGGAUAUCAUGCAAGGAGAGGAGUUAACUUAUGACUAUAAAUUCCCUGAGGAGGCUGAUAAAAUCCCGUGUUUGUGUGGUGCGCCUACCUGUCGUGGUUAUUUGAAUUAAUAGACCAGCUAUACUAUAGAAGAUAAUUUGCUUACGUUCUUUUUCUGCUAACGACAACGGAACUUUUGAUCGUGCUCCCUCAGAGAUCUAAUUUUAAUUGUUGAUAAUUUCACUUUAGAAGAUAAUGGAAUUUUUUUGGUUUAAAUUUAGCAUUUACAAUUAGUUUCAUAUAGCUUUUAUAUAUUUGUGCAACUUUUACUUAUCCAUUUGGCACAAUUUAGAACUACAUAAAUACAAAAGAUAAAAUAAAAAAUGAAAUCACAGU
Messenger RNA from Schizosaccharomyces cryophilus OY26, 3491 nucleotides. RefSeq names its product histone lysine methyltransferase Set1. The transcript has a single exon. Gene Ontology annotation, molecular function: protein binding; histone H3K4 methyltransferase activity; RNA binding. NCBI's taxonomy places the organism in Eukaryota, Fungi, Ascomycota, Schizosaccharomycetes, Schizosaccharomycetales, Schizosaccharomycetaceae. The record is from RefSeq and is a predicted model, not a curated record. The coding region runs from base 437 to 3226 and encodes 929 amino acids. Gene Ontology annotation, cellular component: Set1C/COMPASS complex.